CGUGGUGUUUAGGUCUGGACACUUUACUAGUGUUUUGGUUGCUAGACUCUGAACGGGGAUUUUAAACUUAACCGGACUCUGUACUUAAGUUUUACGAAUGCGGGGAGACGAGUCGUCCGAUUCCGAUUCAGGAAGAAUGGACGAAAGUUCAGCGCGGAGGAGUUUGGAGACGCUCUGUCAGGAGUUGAACAUGGACGAGCAGACCGCUACUGAAACUAUGGAAAACUUCACCGCAAUGUGGAACACGUACACACUGGAGGGGGAGGUGGUCCACUGGCUGGCCUGCUCCCUGUAUGCGGCCUGUCGGAAGGGCUCUACCCCAACCGUUGGUAAAGGGCUGAUGGAGGGAAACUGUGUCUCUCUCACAAGGAUUCUCCGGACGGCCAAGCUCAGUCUGAUUCAGUUCUUCUCUAAGAUGAGGAAAUGGGCAGAUAUGUCAAACCUCUCACAAGACUUCCGUCUUCGCAUGGACCGCUUGGAGCGCAACUUUGAGGUCUCUACAGUGAUAUUCCGCAAGUUUGAGCCCAUCUUCAUGGACAUGUUCCAAAAUCCCCUGGGAGGAGAACCACCCAGGCAGCCUCGCAGCCGGAAACACAGGCGGUUGCCCUGCCACAUCAGCGAUGUCUUCAAAUUUUGUUGGACCUUGUUUGUCUACACUAAAGGUAACUUCCGAAUGAUAGGCGAUGACCUGGUGAACUCCUACCACCUCCUGCUGUGCUGUCUGGACCAUGUGUUUGGGAAUGCCCUUCUUUGUGCCAACAGAAAAGACCUCAUCAACCCAGCAUUCAAAGGCCUGCCAGCUGUCUACCAGCUAGACAGCCAUGUCUCUUCAGACGAAUCUCCCCCGUGUGUGUUGGAAAGACUGUGCGAGCUACAUGAUGGGCUGGUAGUGGAGGCUAAAGGCAUCAAACAGCACUACUUCAGACCAUACAUCCAGAGACUGUUCCAGAAACAGAUUCUGAAAGGCAACAAGGAGCUGUUGACAGAACUGUUGGAUCCCCAGAACUUCAUAGAUAAUAAUAAAGCCAUUAAUAAGGAGUAUGAGGAGUAUGUGUUAACGGUUGGGGACUUCGAUGAGCGUGUCUUUCUGGGAGCUGACGCGGAUGAGGAGAUUGGAACUCCAAGGAAGGUCAUUGCAGAAUCUUCUGCUGGCCAGACGAGCACACACAACCACCUACAACAGCAUGUAGAGAAGUCUGCUUCUCUAGCACCCUCCACCCCCCUGACGGGGCGUGUCUACCUAAAGGAGAAGGACCUGCUUGUCACACCCGUCUCCUCAGCGACGCAGAGUGUUGGUCGCUUACAGACCAUGGUGGCUGGACUAAGGCCCGCUCCCAGCGAACAGCUGAUGCAGAUAUUCAACUCCUGUUCCAAAGACCCUACAGAGUCUAUUCUGAAUACAGUCAAGACUCUGGGACAGGCAUUCAAAGAGCACUACACCAAUGACUCAGAGGACAUGCCUGGCUCACAUAUAGACUUUGCAGAGAACCGUCUUAAGUUGGCUGAAAUCCUGUAUUACAAGAUCCUAGAGAAUGUCAUGGCUCAGGAGACUAAACGACUGCAUGGCAAGGAUAUGGCUGUGCUGUUAGAUCAGGAUAUCUUCCAUUGUUCUCUGAUGGCCUGUUGUUUGGAGGUUGUGUUGUUCUCCUACAGCUCCCAGAGAACCUUUCCCUGGAUUAUUUCAGUCUUCAAACUGCCUCCCUUCUACUUUUUUAAGGUGAUUGAGGUGUUUAUCCGGUCAGAGGAGGGCCUGUCCAGAGACAUGGUAAAACACCUCAACUCCAUAGAGGAGCAGGUUCUGGAGAACAGAGCCUGGACCAGAGACUCUGCCCUGUGGAAUGCCCUGCAAGAGGCUGGGAACAAGGUCCCCACUGUGGAGGAGGUGAAUUUCUCUACCAGUCUAGACAGUGGAUCAGGUUCCUCCAGUGCAGGCACCUCCCACUUACCUCUGGUGGCCCUGUCCCCUAUCAUCCACCCCCGUAUUAGGGAGUUCAGAUGUGGACUGGGGAGCGCCCGCAAAGAUGUGCCCCCAUCUCCUCUGUCAGUCCAUGAUCGGUACAGCUCUCCUGCGGCAGGCAGUGCCAAACGACGACUGUUUGGCGAUGAUCCCCCAGCGGCAUCUCCUGCUGGAAGCCCCCUGUCCUCCCCAGCCAAGAGGCUGACGUUUGGGUCGGCCAAUACCCUGAAGAUAGGCACCCCGGGGGGCCAGACCACUGUUCUGACUUUGAACACUUCCAAUGGACAACAGCUCAAUAUUCCAUUGCAAAGUGGGAAGAAUGAAGGCGGUAUAACACUGAUCCAGGUUCAGCCAGGUACAUGUGACUCCUCUGGCCCCAUCACAGCCCAGGUCGUUCUGACCGCCUCGCCCAGCCACUCAAACGUCGCCCCUGUGACUUCUGAAGUUCAGCCAAUAGCCAAUAAGCCACGACGCACCGGAUCAUUGGCUCUGUUCUUCAGGAAGGUCUACCACCUUGCCAGUGUGCGCCUGAGGGACCUGUGUGCAAGGCUGGACAUCUCAUCAGAGCUACGUGGGAAAAUCUGGACAUGUUUUGAACAUUCUCUCAUCCACUGUACAGAAUUGAUGCGAGACAGGCACCUGGACCAGCUGCUGCUGUGUAGCGUUUAUAUAAUAUCCAAGAGCACCAAGGAGACACACACCUUCCAGGACAUCAUGAAGUGUUACCGCUGCCAACCACAGGCCAGCAGCCAUGUGUACCGUAGCGUGCUAUUGCGUCACACAUCUAGAGAACAGGUGGCUGAUGAAAACAUGGAGGUGGACCCUGCAUCUGGUGGAGAAUCCUCAGAGAAAGCCAAUCAUGGUUCAGGAGGGGUGAGUUCUGACCAAUCAGGAGAGGAAGAGCGGGGCGACCUCAUCCAGUUUUAUAACUCGAUCUAUGUCCUCAAAAUGAAGAGCUUUGCACUUAGAUAUGCAACGCAUGACAACAGGAUGGACGUCCCUCCUCUCUCUCCGUUCCCCUCAGUGCGGGCUCAGCCGCUUUCUCCUCGCCGUGUCUUCCAGAGACACUCUAUCUAUGUCUCCCCCCACAAGAACUCUGUAGGUUGCCUCACACCAAACUCUUACACCUACAGGAUCAGCGGGAGUCCAUCUAAGGAAUUAUCAGAUAUCAACCGCAUGAUCCGUCAGGGCGGUGUCAGCAGAAAAAGAGCCUUCACCAUGGAGGGAGACAUCAUGAUGUCGUCAACCUGCGACUCCCCCAGCAAACGUGCAUGUCCCGAGAACAGCAGCAGUCCAGACGUGCUGCUCAAACGCCUGCAAGAUGUGGUGUCAGAGAGACAGAGUCUCUAACGAGCUGAAAGAAAGACAGAUGGGCAGGCAGAGGGAACGAACUGCUCUGUGUCUAAAAUGUACAUGUAGAAGUAAUGAGUGGACAUGGACUGCCUCACUUCAGUUAUUAAUAGCCAGCAAUUAUAUGUGGGGAAAAUUGAGCAUUUCCCAAUUUAUUGACUUGUUUGUUAACAGAGAUGUAAAGAGGAAUGAUGGGGAAAUUACUGGGAUUCUUUGACAUACAGCUGGAAGGCUGUAGUUCACGCUACCCCAAGCCCAUAUCACUGUAAAUAAGGAUCCUAUUUUGCAUUUGUUUAUCAUUGAUACCCAUUUUGAAUUUAUGACCAAGGAGUCAUGAAAUUCAUUGGGUACAUACAUGUCUCAUUAUAUAAGCCAUGUUGUGGCCACUUUUAGUGACAGCGUCCCAUAAUUCCAUGAUGCCAGAAUACUUUUUUUUUUUUGGUACAUAGAAAGCUCCAGUAGAAAUUGACAUAGUCUGAUGAGCUUCACAGUAAUGGAGUCCUUGACCAUAACAGUGUUGGAACUAUGCUCAUUGAGCAACACAGCAAAUUGAACCUCUAAACCUGGCACUGUUAGUAGCAUUGAGAUACACAGGAUAUUGGACCCUUAUGUCAGUGUCAUACAUUAUCUGGUGGAAUGUACAGGAAAUGGUACCAGAACAAUGCUCUACCCUAUGAGUUACUAAGGGAAUGGAAGCCCUAACAAAAUUCAAAUGCUCCAUUUAUCCAUUCAGCAGCACAGGCCCAUAUGUAAAUGACCAUCUAAAAUUGUAUAUUAAUGCAGAGGAAAAAAAGCAGGCCAGGGUAAAAGGUGCAACAGUCCUAUUUCUUCCCUGGGAUGUCAUAUAUGUAAAGCAAAGUCAAGGAAAACUAAGAACCGAUGAUAGGACCAUGAUCCUGUUUUUCAAAUAGAGCCCAAGCUCAUGCAUGGUCAAAAUAUAUUUGAACUGGAUCUCAAAUAUUUAACUUAUUCAAGUAGAUCAAGCUCAAUUAUGUAUGCAUUUGCUUUUGUUCAAGAUAUGAGCUGCCAGGCAAUAUUUUCAUGUCUUCUGUUGUAAUUUUGUCCAGGUCUGCUGUAUCGUUUUUGUGUUACAGGUUUAUCACUCAGUUUUGUCUAAUUUUAUUCUUUAUUGUACUAUUUCCCAUUUUUACCUUUUUUGGUUCAGAACCAAACUCUUACUUGUCAUUGCAGAUAGUUAUGACUGACUUACCACUGACAGUGAUCAAAUCAGCGUUAUUCUCUUUGGUUGUGUAGUAUCUACACUUGUUUUAUAUUUCACCUUUAUAUUUCACCAACGUUAUUGUUCUAUAAGUGCUGAUAAAAGCAAACUGUAAAGCUUUACAU
Molecule: messenger RNA, 4651 nt
Organism: Lampris incognitus (smalleye Pacific opah)
Lineage: Eukaryota; Metazoa; Chordata; Actinopteri; Lampriformes; Lampridae
Gene: rbl1
Product: retinoblastoma-like 1 (p107)
Exons: 22
Coding region: 98-3307 (1069 amino acids)
Biological process (GO): cell differentiation; regulation of transcription by RNA polymerase II; negative regulation of G1/S transition of mitotic cell cycle
Cellular component (GO): chromatin; transcription regulator complex; nucleus
Molecular function (GO): RNA polymerase II transcription regulatory region sequence-specific DNA binding
Source: RefSeq, a predicted model, not a curated record